AUGGCUGGACACUCUCCUGCUCCCUCCGUCAACUCCGCCGCCUCCGAAUCAGACAACGACUCGCAACAUACGCGCGAAACCAAGGGUGCUGCUCUCAAGGACAAAGAAUGCCAAUACUGCCACCAGAAGUUUACCUCCUCCUCCCUUGGCCGGCAUCUUGACCAAUUCAUCAACAAGAAGAAGCCCGACGGCAUACACAAUGUGGACGAGAUCCGCAGGCUACGCGGGGGGAUUACGAGGAGGACAGCACGGAGCAGCAAGAAGCAGCAACAGCAGCAGGAGUUCGGACACAAUGUUGACAGGAGCGAUACACCUGGACGACCUUCCCCGGUCCCGCAGUCCAUUAAUACUGAAGCGCCCGUUGACCGACUGAACAACUACAUUCCCGGUAGCAUACACAGCACGCUCAAUCGCCUUACAUGGCACUCGACCGGCGUCAUCACAGACCCAACAUCCAUUAACCCAUCCCCCUCAAGCACCAAUACUCCAGCCAACACCACGGCCGUGCCGGCCGCCGGCGCCUCGCCUACGAAGAAGCGCGACUUCAGCGCCUAUAGCUCCGAUCUUCCCACCGCCGCAGCCACCACAUCUGCCAUCUCAAACUCUGGCACAACCCCCACGGCUCUCGCGGACACCGCACGCGCUCUCGAGUUGUCACUCCGGGAAGUACUUGACUCGCUGCGCGCCGCCUCCAAGCACAUCAACACGCCUCCGACGCCCUUCGACUUCGAGAUCCAAUCGCAGACGUAUCCCUCGCUCGUUCUCAGACUCCUUCCCACCCCUCCUACACUCAUGCAGACCUCCCCCUUCUCGACACUACAAUCCGUCCCUAUCUCCGCACCUGGUCCGGACCAACUGACACCGCUCCGCAACCGUCUUACCCUAACCAUUGACCGCUGGAAAUGGAACGCACUGCGACUGGCGCAGCGUACCACGUCCAACAUCGCAGACGAAGCAUCCUUCCUCUCCAGCCAGGCCGACACCUACACGUCUGCAGCGCUGAAUCACCUCAACACUAGCUUCGAGAACUGGAUGGUGCACCCAGCGGAGACGCGCGAUGCGCUGUGGCACGUGGAGCUGCUGCGGGCGAUGCAGGGGGCCCGCGAUCGCGCCGCCGAGACCGAAGAGCGUAUGGAAGAGCUGUGUCAGGAGCGCAACCAGCUCAGGCAGCAGGUCGAGUACCUCAGCCGCUGCCAGUGGCCACGGGAGAUGGCCCUUUGGCCGCCCGAACGCCUGACCUAUGGGAAGAAGAUGCAAGAGGAGAUACGCCUCAUCAACCUGCAGAGGCCACCAUAUGCGACACUCAAGGGCCAGCCGGAUGCUGGGGCCGUGGGCAGAGGCGUCGCUCCCAUGGUCAACCGCGCGAGGAGCGAGGGCGCGCCUGCGGAGGACGGUGGAGUCUCGUUAGGCGGCAACGGUGGCGGAGCAGUCGCUGGUGAAAUGACGGACGAAGAAGAGGAGAACCCGAACAUGGUCACAGAAAACGUCAACACCCGCGGUGACAAAUGGGACUUUGACAAGCUGGUAGGCAAGUGGCGCGCGCACGUCAAGGAGGAUCGUUUGCGGCGGGCGCCCUGGCUGCACUACAACAGCGGCGGUGCAAACGGCCUCGGAGGCCAAUUAUCGGCAAGUCCUGUGGCGGACGCGUCUGGCAGGGCACCGCCAGGGAGUGCGGGGCCACAGCAACAGCAUAAUGGUAACGGUGCGAGGGCGGCGGAGGGUAGUCCGAAUACUGGGGGCGAGGGCGAGGGUCAAGGCCAGGGUCCAGGACAGGACCAGGGACAAACAGGUUUGGGAAUUCGGAAGGACGGCACUGGCAGAAGGCCCUUUGGGAGGGCCAACAAUGUGAGGAUCGUGAGUGAUUGGUGA
Cyphellophora europaea CBS 101466 is the source of this 1869-nucleotide messenger RNA. RefSeq lists its product as uncharacterized. The record is from RefSeq and is a predicted model, not a curated record. NCBI's taxonomy places the organism in Eukaryota, Fungi, Ascomycota, Eurotiomycetes, Chaetothyriales, Cyphellophoraceae. Bases 1 to 1869 code for a protein of 622 amino acids. The transcript has a single exon.